Schistosoma turkestanicum is the source of this 504-nucleotide messenger RNA. The record is from the annotation of a GenBank genome assembly. Lineage: Eukaryota; Metazoa; Platyhelminthes; Trematoda; Strigeidida; Schistosomatidae.
AUGGCUCGUUUGGAAGACAGUGAAUCAGGUGCCAUGAAAAAUGGUCGCAAAGCAAUGGGUAAAUUAGAACAACGUGUACGUGAAUUAGAAACAGAAUUGGAAGCAGAACAACGUAGACAUGGUGAAACACAGAAGAAUUUAAGAAAAGUUGAUCGACGAAUGAAAGAGAUCAGUCUACAGGCUGAAGAGGACAAAAAGAGUCAUGAUCGUAUGCAAGAAUUAGUCGAAAAACUUCAAGGUAAAAUUAAAACAUACAAACGACAAGUUGAAGAAGCUGAAGAGAUUGCUGCUAUCAAUUUGGCUAAAUAUCGUAAAAUACAACAUGAAAUUGAAGAUGCUGAAGAGCGUGCUGAUCAGGCUGAACAAGCAUUACAAAAGCUUCGAGCUAAGAAUAGAUCAUCUGUUUCAACGGCUCGUGGUGUAAGUGCUGCACCAGCAGGAGGACCUGGACAUGCAAAUCGUGCUCGUAAACCGACAGCUAGUUUAGCACCAGAAGAAGAGUAA